AUGACACACCGGCCCUCGCUUCUCUGCCAAAGUACCCCAGAUACUAGCAGCUGCCGUAGCACAGUCGCUUAUGUAACGCCUGUGCCGAAAGAUUUGCCCGACCGCCCUCGCACUUUCAAGCGCCUCGCGGACGAGCGCCACCCCUGCCUCUGCCGCGCGCUGCCUGAAGCCAUCUUCGACCAACUUAGUCGAGAACGCGAAGCAGGCGCCCCCCACCAGUACACCACCACCGAGCUCCGCACCAUCGUUCGGCAUGUCUCCACACUCCCACCGCCUUCCACCGCACUCCCGACCAUCAACUGGAACGCAGUCAAACAGGCUAAGCUCGCUGCACACGACAAUCGCCAGCACUUCCAAGCUCAACGCGAUCAAGCCAACGCUAGACAGAACGCGCACGCCAGUGCUUCUUCCAGCCGACCCCUAGCCGAUUGCCUCACCGCUGCUCCUACCUACACACCCAUCGUCCCGAAACCCGUCACCAUCGACUUUGCUCGAUACUCAGCCGCCGACCUUGCUCGCAUCUUCGUGCCAAAGUUUGCAGCCACCCUCAAACGCUUCAACGUCCUCGAAACGCUCAACUGCCCCGACGUUCUAAUCGACGACAUUAGCGCCGUCUUCAAGCUCUGA
Messenger RNA from Phanerochaete carnosa HHB-10118-sp, 627 nucleotides. RefSeq lists its product as uncharacterized. Lineage: Eukaryota; Fungi; Basidiomycota; Agaricomycetes; Polyporales; Phanerochaetaceae. The record is from RefSeq and is a predicted model, not a curated record. The coding region runs from base 1 to 627 and encodes 208 amino acids. The transcript has 2 exons.